Anopheles coluzzii is the source of this 7980-nucleotide messenger RNA. Its product is annotated as dynein intermediate chain 2, ciliary. Bases 5624 to 7753 code for a protein of 709 amino acids. Lineage: Eukaryota; Metazoa; Arthropoda; Insecta; Diptera; Culicidae. Gene Ontology annotation, biological process: outer dynein arm assembly; cilium movement. Gene Ontology annotation, molecular function: dynein heavy chain binding; dynein light chain binding. The record is from RefSeq and is a predicted model, not a curated record. The transcript is spliced from 11 exons. Gene Ontology annotation, cellular component: outer dynein arm.
UUGGGCUGUGGGCAAUGUGGAAAAGGGAUCUGACGAAGGGUAAUGUAAAGCGAGCGUAAUGGAGUUGUCCUUUUUUUCUGUGGGUGCGUCCGGUUGCUUUAAGUUGAUAGAAGCUCAUUUCCGGGCUCAUUGAUGGAAUUGGUUUCUUUUGCGUGGAAGGAUAUGGAUUUAUGCGGGGCAAAAGGGAGAUGAACGCAAGGAAUAUAAGAAGAUUAUACUGGGCAUGAGCACCAUCCUGGUAGUAGCUAUUGUGUAGCGGAAAUCCAUUUCCUAAUAACCACAGAUCUAUCAGGAAGAAUUGGUAUUCUUUCUUAUAUGUUGGUAAUUACUGAUUAUUGUUGUUGUGUUUUACUCUUAUUUAAAUUAUAUUUUAUCCACAUCUUGGAAAUAUUCUGCUUCGGUUUCUAAAUGCAGAACCCAGAAUUUUAUAUAUUUUUUUAAAGACCGUUGCAAAAACAGGUUUUUUUCUGAAUUUAUAUUGAAUAUCUUGAGUAUUUGAUUUAACCUUCGUUUCUAUGACCAAAAAUGCACCCUCAAGUUUAUGACCGCCUUCCCGAGUAGGUUAUACAUUUCAUAAGGGAAUUUGUAUUUUUAUCGAUGAAAAACUUUCUUAUUUAGCUUAUUUUAUGUAGCUAUAAUAACGAUAUUUCUUUUGAUGUUAUACAUUUAUGAUGUAUGGGUUACGUACAUUUAAAUGAACAGUAAAUAGUUCAACUGACACUAAUAGAUCGCCAUGUCGUCCCGACUGUCGGGGCAAUCAUUUCAAUAUAAAUGACUUUAGAAGAAUAUUUGGAGCUAGAAAACUUUUGGAAUAUAUUUUAGAAAUAUAAGUACAUGCAUUGCUAUACACAUCAAUACAAAAUUAACGACUAUACUCGUUCUGUUCUGUUUUGUUUACCAAUGUUUGAAUACAUGUUUUCUGGGCAUUUUGAAAACUUUCGAUUCGAUUCGAUUUUCCAAUAAAAAGUUGUUAUACAAAUAAUUAGCAAAACAUACCAGGGUAGGUGGUUAUAGAAAUGAAGGUUAAUUAAAAGUAAUAAGCCCUCAAACAAGGGAAAACACAAAACCAACCACAUUUGAUCAUAGUGCAAUGAAGAAAAGCCCUGAUUUUACGCCUGAAGGGUAUGCAAUGUUAGAAGUGGAGCAAAAUGAUUACGCGGCACCCUGUGUGAAAUUUUUGGAGCUAUAUCUGGUGCGGCAUCGUGUAAGGUCGUUCUAAUUUUAUUUAAAUUGUUCAGAUAUUUAUUUGGCAAAAAUGUUUGUUUAACAUGAGAAAAGUCUAACUGCUCGUUAUUAUACAAAUCUAAAAAUAAACUAAUCUCAUUGAAUGAUUAAUCAUGUUUAACAUGAAUGUUAUGUAAAUGUAAUCAUAAGAUCUUGUCUAAAAUACUGUUUAGCUGUACAAUAUUUGUUUUAAACGAUGAAAUUAGGUCAAAAUAGAGGUUUUUUUUUGUACCAAAUGCGACGUGCGACAAUCUGUCUUCGUACUCAAUAAAGCACCAGAAACUGUUGCGCUCUUCUUUUGCUCAUCCAUUUACCGUACAGUUUACACUUCUUAAAUGAUUAAUUAGUUUGCCGGCGGUACAUGGGGCAUUGUACAUGGUUUGCUGAGAUGUUUUGCUUCUGCUCAAGCCAUCCAUCCCCCGGCGCACGUCUUUAUCUGUGUAAAACAUGUGCAUGCGGUCGUUCGCUCGGCGGUACCGAGCGUCUCUCCGCCCAGCGCAAUUACAAUGUGUUGUUCAUCCACUUGCUCUGAUGAAGACCUUCAACUCUACACCCGGUUUACCUUCAACCGUCGAGGUCGAGAGGUACCGAGGUUUCUGCUAAGUGAUCUUGCUCGGUUUGCUGUACCCAAUGUGUGUGUGCCUCCCUUUUUAUGAGUAAUAAUCAACUCGAAGCAAUGCGUCACAAGUCGAUCGUUAAACAUGAUGGAACUGGGGAGAAGUACAAAGUGCUAAAAAUACGUCUUUUCUAUUUGUGAAACUUUUUUUUAUCUUUGCUUCCAAAUCUUCCAGUUCUAGGUUAUAUUUAUCAAGACCGGUUUUCCUCGAGCCCAUUGUAGGGCUGUAAAAUAUGACGAUGAUUAAUGGAUUUCUAUUGCGCUUCGAUUUGAAAUACGUUUACAUUCAGAUCGAAAGACGAAAGAAAGGAUCGAAACGGAACUAAGAUUGUUUAAAAAUAGUCCCAAUAGAUAUAGGGAAGCAGUAAAGAGACGGGCGGAAAUAGUAAAGCCAUGGAAGACACAAUAAUAAAAGAGAAGCAAAAAAGCAAAAGAGAUAAACGAAAGAGAAUCAAACGUUUAAAACGCGCGCGGAAAGCAUAUGACCAAAAAAGCAAAACAAACAAGUUCAACGUGCGAUCGGGCGCACUGCUCUUGGAAGCUUGCGCGUUCUGCUCACCUAGGUCGGCCGCCUUACCCCCUCUUUCUCUCUCUCUCGUGGAACCACCAUAGAGAACCAGUUCUCGCCUUCAUCUGCUACACACGGCGGUCACGGUGUGCGUAAGGCUCGUCCCCACUGCUAGCGAGUGGGCACCGAGGGCCUUAGUCGAUUGUACGGUGAUGCAGGUUAGUUUCAGUUGUAUCGCGACACUGCGGCCAUCAGCACCACGCUGCUUGAGCACCGUACACACAAACGCGCUACCCAGUCCCCCUGCCAGCCAGCCAGCCAGCCAGCCGGCCGUGGGAAGUGGUGUAAUCGAACCGUCAUCCAAUACGCGCGGUUGCAGUUUUAUGUCACAGGCCGAGCCAUGUCUCGUCUAGCGUAACCGAAGCAGCGGCGUGCAUUUUGCUAGCUGUAGCGUCCAUUUAUUACAACAAAAAAUAGAAACGAUUUCAGUGCGUAGAUAAGAGAGUGCGUGUUUGAGGCGUUUGUUGCCUUCAGUGUGUGUGUGUGUUUGUGUGUCGAUCGCAGCACUAUAAUCGUUGAGUCUGUGAGAAGAACGCAUUCCUAUCCGGGCUUGCAUUGGCUCAUCCUCGGCGAAGAAGAAGAAGCUUAAUAGCGGCUCAAUAAUAGUUCAUUUCUUCGUGUCGUUCGGUGUGUUUCGAAGUGGCGUUCCUAGUUCUACAAGGGGAGAGUGAUUAACAUUCUACUUCAUAUCCUGUCCCAGUUUUCUUCGCUUCAAUCCCGGCGGCAUAGAGCUAGCUUGAAAAGUGUCGCGAUAUUAUUAUUAACCUUUCCAACGUACGUCUCACCUUCUGCUACAUUAUUAACACACCGCACCCGGCCACACAGGCUCAGGAUCAAAGGCUCGAAAAGGCUGCGCCGAUAGAGAGCGAGAUAAUAAUGACACUGUCGCUGCUAGGUGCCAACACGGCCUGGAUGGUCGCAAUCUGGGCCGGUUUGCUGCUCGUCUUCAGCCCGGUCCUGUUCGUAGUGAGCGUGUGUCUGCCGGAGCUGCCCUUACUGCUCAUUAGGCGCCUGCAUUACAUCCCGUUCGAUUCCGUUUGAUUGGCGACCGCAAUGGUUCCUCCCGGGAAAGGCGAAAGGGCCACAGAUAGAACCAAGCAGGGCACCAAGUUCCCAAGUCCUACACAAAAGGAGAGGGAGGAUAGUGAUUAGAUGGUAGCUAGGAGUAGGACUUCUUCGAUUUCUGUCGGAAUACGAUCAGGCUCUGGUAGCUUCUUUUCCUAUCGGAUUUCGGUCAAUGUUGGUGCCCUCUGCCCGCUACUAGGAAACGAAUUGGGGAAACCCACCAUACGCCAACAACCGCCGCUUCUCAGAGACUGCUUAUUUAUUCUAGUGAGAACACGAGACAAAAGAAAGGCUAAAUUAAUUUAUCGCAUAGAGUGUGAGGCAAGAUUUUGGGACAGGAUUGCAUUGUGCCCGUCAAAUAAGAUAGAUAGACGCACACACGCGCAAAAAAAUGUCGAUCUGUCACAAUGUGUGUGUGCGUUAGCAGACUUACCGUACGUACCUGUCGUCCCUUCUCCCCGGAGGCCAUUAGCCUAAUUAAACGUGAUAGAGCAACGGAGCGCCACUACUGCAGCCUUGUUACUACUGGCUCUGGAUGCGGCGUCGCUGCCCCGCAAUUGUAAUCCUUAAUGCGUUGGGUAGAACAUAUCCCGGUGCUUUGAUUGCAGGAGGAUGCAGGAUAACCAGUGUUGUCCUGUGCUCGGCAUCACCGUGCAAGCACAUUGUCUGAUUAAUUUCUACAUUAGAAAGCGCAAACAUCGACAGCAACGCGAACGCGAGUAGAAGAAGUGCCUUAAACGAGAAGGGAAGAAUCUGAAAACUUUUGACUAUACAAACGAACGAUGAUGAUAUUUUGACACCAUAUUUUGUACAUUCUUUAUACCUAAGUAUUAUACCACAUUGUGUGUGCAAGUGCCGUUUUAAAUAAAGCGACCAUUUUAUACAACUUUUAAUUUUACCGUUCGAAAUAGAAAUUCUGUACAAAAUCCGAACUGCAAUUGACAACUGAACAACUGAACUCGCAGCAAACAUGUCCUGAUUUCGUUUUCGCCCAGUGAUGGCCUCUUUGCACACACAGAAACACAGCUCGAAGUAGCCAUCGAAUUGCAAACGAAACUGCCAUGGUUACGCAUCGAACGGUGGGCCUUUUUUCCCGCCGUCGACAGUGUUGGUAACCCUACGAAACUGCGGGUCGCUAUUUACCUGCAAUAAACAGCAAUCGAGCGUUAUCCUUCAAUCCGGCCGCGCGCGUGUGUUUGUGUGUGUGUGUGCGCGCGUUAGAGUGAGACCUCUGCGAAACGAAAAGCAAAAGGGCAAGCGGGCAGAAGUUUGUUCAGGCCAAGGAGUUUUCAGCACUUGAGAAGUUUUUUGUUCGCGGGGCUCGAAAUCCGAACUAAAGCGUCGAAAAUAAUUAAAGCAAGCGUGGUGCAGGCGGAAGGUUGCGGCGAAGGUGACGGAGUGUAAAAAUCGAUCGAAAUCCGGUUAUCUAAAUUUAUCCUUCGGGGGCAUUUAACGUUUAACGAAAACAAAAAAACAACAGGAUUGAAUUUAGGCAAAUUUUAACCCCUCCGUCCUGCCCCCCAGAUUGCUGCGAUCCGCGCGGCGUAGUGUGAGUGCUGUUUGGAGGGCCUCUAUUUUAAGGCGCCUGGUAGGUAGGCAAUCGAGUGUAUCGAAAGCGGUUGCGCGCGCGUUCACCCCGCUUUUUUCUUCGUUUUUGGUUCGACCAGGCGCGUUUAUCGUUAAUUUGUGAAAAGCGGAUAAAAAACAAAAAGUUGCGUUUGUUCUUUUUUCGUCCUCUUCUCUCUAUUCGACGCUAAAAAAACAGGCUAAUCGUGAUCCGUACCGACGCCGCCGCCGCCGGGAGUGUGCCGUUAUAAAUUUCAUCCAUUUCGAUCGUCACCCCCGUCCCCUUUUUGGGCUUUCCGUCGCGCCCAUCGAUUGUGUAACCGGAACCGCGAGUAGGCGAGUAGUGCUGUUAAUAUUUUGGACUGUCACGGGUAGGAUUACGCCCGAAAAAAAAGAAGACUCCCUGUGAGUUCGUUGUGAGGUUAGACGUCACGACUGGCGGCAAACGGAUCGAAGCUCGGAUCAGCAGGACGAAGGAGGUGGUCCAGUUGACGGGUUGAUUAAUUAGCCCAGCGACAGCACGCCGCUGAACACUGAAGGAAGGAAGUCUACCCCAACACACCACCACCAACAACAGAGCCAGGAUGCCGCUCAAGAGACGUAACACGAAUCGAAUCUCCUCGAUGCAGAAGAUCGGCAAGGGAGAACCGGUCGACAACGAUGAGUUCGACACGUGGAUGAAGUCGAAGCAGCUGCUCAAGCCGGAUGAUCAGCUGGACCUGACCGAGGCGGAGCUGGGCGAGGAGAUCCCGAAGCUGCUGUCGACCGAGAACCGCCACCUGCCGCGCAACCUGGUCGUGUACGACUUCCGGGAGGGUGCGUUCCUGCCGGUGCCACCGCCCGAGAACACGAUCACGCUGCUCGAGUUCGAGGGCACCUCCAUCCACAAGGACACGGACGAGGCGAAGGAGCAGAUCUCGCGCAAGGGCACCGACGAGUUGAAUGUCACGCUGGACAAACCGAAGGAAACUCUCGCCGAAGACCAGGAGGACACGAAAAAGCCCGACACACCGGAAACUGGUGACGGCGAAGAGGGUGAACGGGAUGAAGAUGAAGCGGAAGGUGAAGGCGAAGGUCAAGAGCAGGAGGAAGAAGUACAGCCUCCGCCGGAAGAGGAAGCUCCGAAGAAGAAGCUCACGAAUCAGUUCAACUUUUGUGAACGUGCCGCCUUGACGAUAGCGAACCCGUCACGGUCCGUCGACACUCAAACAAUACCACCGCCAAGAUCAUCGUACGGUGCCAGCGUGCUCCAGUGGGUGAUCUACGAUUCGUACAUCGAGGAUUACGCGCAGCAGCAGCGCGAGAAGGAACGCGAGAAGGAGAAAAAGCCCGGCCUGCAGCGGCGCGACGAGAAGAGCCGCAAGGACGAGAAGGCCAAACAGGCGGAAGAGUUUAACAAGCGCUACCUGCAGGCGUGCCAGAUCAUCGAGCGGAUGGUGAACCAGAACAUUUACGACGAGAUCGCCCAGGACUAUCGCUACUGGGAGGAUCCGUCCGAUGAGUUCCGCGAGGAGGAGGGCACACUGCUGCCGCUGUGGAAGUUUUCCUACGAGCGGACGAAGAAGAUGUGCGUUACCGAUCUUUGCUUCAACACGCUGUACUACGAUCUGUUUGCCGUCUGCUUUGGGACACUGGACUUUAUGAAACAGAACGCUGAAGGUGCCGUUUGCUUGUUUACCAUAAAAAAUCCCUCCUUCCCGGACUAUAGAAUCGCCACCGAAAGUGGUGCCAUGUGCUGCGACAUUCACCCCAAGUACCCGUACCUGAUUGCGAUCGGCCUGUACGAUGGGAACGUGAUCGUGUACAACCUGCAGGUCGGUACGAAGGAGGGCCCGGUCUACAUCUCGCACGGCGUCAACGGCAAACACGCGGAGUGCGUGUGGGAGAUCAAGUGGGGCCCGGACAUGCAGGAUGGCGAAAUCAACUUUUUCUCCGUGUCGGCCGACGGGAAGGUGUUCAACUGGGUGCUGAUGCAGAACAAGCUGGCCAUUACCACGAUCAUUACGCUGUUUCUCGAGCUGGAUCAGGUCAGCGGUCCCGAUGGCAGUACGCUGCGGUUGAAGGGUAGCGGCACUUGCAUGGUGUUCCAUCCUCACAAUCAAGAAAUUUUCCUCGUCGGUACGGAGGAAGGAUACAUCUUUAAGUGCAGCACAGCGUACAGCUCGAAAUAUCUAAUGACGUAUCAUGCACACUAUCUGCCGGUGCAUCGGAUGGAUUACAACAAGUUCAAUUCGAACAUUUUCGCCUCCUGCAGUGGCGAUUGGCGGGUGAAGAUAUGGGAAGAUAUGCGCCCUGAACCUCUUUUCAUCUUCGAUCUGGGCUCCUCGGUGGGCGACGUGAAGUGGGCACCGUACUCGAGCACCGUUUUCGCGGCCGUCACGACCGAGGGCAAGGUGUUUGUGUUCGAUCUGAACGUGAACAAGUACAAAGCCAUCUGUACCCAGGCGAUCGUUUCGAAACGCAAGAACAAGCUUACCCGGCUGGCGUUCAACCAGAAGCUGCCGUUUAUCAUCGUCGGGGACGAUAAAGGCACAACGAUUACGCUGAAGCUUUCACCUAACCUACGCAUCAAGACCAAGAUGGGCAAGAAGGCGGGCGUCGUCGAUCCGCAGCUGCUCGAAAGCCAGAAGCUGGACCGGUUGCUGUCGCUCGUUCGUGAGCUACCGGAAGGUGAAACGGUCAAGGAAACCGUGUCGACCGUCGCAUCGAACUAAGCAUGAGGAAGACAUUGAGAGAUUGCGAGGAAGAGCGACCUGUUUUUGUGCACGUUAUCGAACCCACCUUUGGCAAACGUACGUUUAUUGAGAGCAAAAUUCGCAGCAUGGCAGACAAAGAAGACACCCAACGGAGGAUCGGUGUAGUGGACCGGUUCGUUUUGAUUGUUAUUUUUCGGAUCCCGCUCACGGAGUUUGAAAUAAACGAGUCGUCGAAAGUCAAAUUA